AUGAGCAAGAGAAUCACCAUUGAUGGGGAAAUAGAUAAUAAUUGGUAUGAUGCACAUGCAACAUUCUAUGGUGACAUGACUGGCAGCGAAACCAUGCAGGGAGCUUGUGGGUAUGGUAAUCUUUUUGAUCAAGGAUACGGCCUUAGUACAGCAGCCCUAAGCUCUGCAAUCUUCAACAACGGACUCACUUGCGGCGCUUGUUUUGAGCUCCAGUGUGUCAAUGAUCCACAAUGGUGCAUACAAAAUGCUGGCACUAUCCAAAUCACUGCAACCAAUUUCUGCCCUGCUAACUAUAGUAAGACUCAAGACCUUUGGUGCAAUCCCCCACAAAGACACUUUGACUUGUCCAUGCCCAUGUUCACAAAAAUUGCACAAUAUAAAGCUGGGGUUAUCCCUGUUAAGUAUCGCCGAGUCCCAUGCCUUAAGCAAGGAGGAGUUAGGUUUGAGUUGAAGGGAAAUCUAAAUUGGUUGCUUGUAUUGGUGUACAAUGUUGGAGGUGCUGGUGAUGUUUCUAAUGUCAAAAUUAAGGGCACUAAUACCAAUUGGAUUCAAAUGACUCGCAAUUGGGGUCAAAAUUGGCAGACCGACACACAAUUGGUUGGGCUAACUUUGUCAUUCCAAGUGACCACUAGUGAUGGGAAGAUGUUACAAUUCGAUAAUGUUGUACCUCGUAAUUGGCAAUAUGGUCAAAAUUUUCAGGGAAGAUUUAAUUUUUAG
Molecule: messenger RNA, 717 nt
Organism: Quercus robur (English oak)
Lineage: Eukaryota; Viridiplantae; Streptophyta; Magnoliopsida; Fagales; Fagaceae
Product: expansin-A22-like
Exons: 2
Coding region: 1-717 (238 amino acids)
Biological process (GO): plant-type cell wall organization
Cellular component (GO): extracellular region
Source: RefSeq, a predicted model, not a curated record